Molecule: messenger RNA, 4318 nt
Organism: Xyrauchen texanus (razorback sucker)
Lineage: Eukaryota; Metazoa; Chordata; Actinopteri; Cypriniformes; Catostomidae
Gene: tjp3
Product: tight junction protein 3
Exons: 31
Coding region: 147-3977 (1276 amino acids)
Biological process (GO): establishment of endothelial intestinal barrier; cell-cell adhesion; protein localization to cell-cell junction
Cellular component (GO): plasma membrane; bicellular tight junction
Molecular function (GO): cell adhesion molecule binding
Source: RefSeq, a predicted model, not a curated record
GUGGGCUACAGGAACUGUCGUGUAUGUCAUUGCCAUGUUUUUGGAACCAUGGAGAUAUUUAGUUGAAGCAAAUACUUUGAAUUACCUGCUUUAUGUUGUUAUUCUAAUGAGGUAGAUGGAAUUUCAGUCUUUAGCUCUGUCUGAAAAUGGAAGUAAGAUUUAAAGGGGAGAAAUCAGACAUGGAGGAGAUGACGAUAUGGGAGCAGCACACAGUCACGUUAACGAAAGACUCCAAGGUUGGUUUCGGUUUUGCUGUCUCAGGUGGGCUAGACAAGCCCAACCCGGUAAGUGGUGACUCAGCUGUGGUGGUCUCCGAUGUGAUUCCCAGUGGACCCGCCAUGGGCCGGCUUCAGACACGGGAUCAGAUAGUUAUGGUGAAUGGAGUUUCAAUGGAGAAGGUCACCUCACUGUAUACUAUUCAAAAUCUGAGAAAUUGUGGGAAAACUGUGAACAUUACUAUCAAGAGACCACGCACAAUUCAGAUCCCCAUGAGCAACAGACCUACUCGUUCUGCCUCUCAAUCCAAUUUAUUAGAUGAUGACAGACCCAAGGGAAGGGAACGGCGUGGCUCCGAUACUGAUCGCAAUCGACGAGCUCGAAGUGUAACACCUGAAAGUAACGGUCAUGACCUGCCUAUCAUGUCCAGCUUCAAAAGGAUUCCCAAUCAGGACAUGCAAGAAAAACCAAUCAGAGCAACCCUGAUCAAGAAAAAACCCACAGAUGAGUACGGAAUGAAGUUGGGGAGCCAGAUCUUCAUUAAGCACAUGACACCCACCGGUCUGGCUUCCAAAGAGGGGACCCUGCAGGAAGGAGAUCUUGUUCUGAAGAUUAAUGGCAUGACGACAGAAAAUCUUUCCUUGCUGGAGACCAAACACUUGGUAGAGAAGUCUAGGGGUAAACUGACCAUGCUGGUGUUGAGGGAUGACAGGAAGUUUCUGGUCAGCAUUCCAGAGGUGGAGGACAGUCCUCAAAACAGUGCGGACGAGAAGCGAGAAGACAGCAGCUCAGAGCUGGAGGAAAUUUCAGAUCUGGAUUCAGAUGGCCCCACAAAUAGAACAUCCCGUCCAAGGGAUCGCCGCUCUCGCAGAAAUCGCGCUGAUCCUCCAUUCUCAAAACCGCGGGAUUCUCCGCCUUUGCGUUCGACACUCACACGACCGCCAGCCCAGUCAGUGCCCCCACGCAGAGUUCCAUCAGAGUCUGAAUCAGACCACAGCAACUCGCCUCUACCAUCAAGACACGACACUCUUGAUAACAGAGACAGAUAUAAGGUUCUCUCAGGGAUCUCCACACUGCCAAACCCUCGAGCUUCACCUGUUACACAGAACUGGAACACAUCCACGUCCUCACGACCUCGCAAAGCUGUUUCUGAUUCCGAUUCAGACCGGAGCGCCUCCCCACCCCCAAGACGCCAGAGUCCCAAACCUGAAAAUCCCUCCAGAUACAAGGUGCUCCCCAAUCUUCCCCCACCUGGUUUGAAGUCUUCCUCUGUUAUGUCUCAGGAUUUCCCUCGCCGUAUGGCUUCACCUUACAGACCACCACCCAGAGAUGCAUCCGAAUCUGAAUCCGAAGAUAGUACUGAACCUCCACGCAGACGGGCCACUCCAGCCAGCCAGGAGUCCAACAAUAGAUACAGGGCAAUGCCUGAGGUCAUGGCAGUCCCUAGAAUGGAACCCUCAAAAUGGGCGAAACCCUCAAUGCCUGUACAGAGAGCUCCCUCAGAGUCUGAAUCAGAAGCUAGUUACAGCUCUCCUCCACCACCGCUGUCUACAGCCAGUACAAACUCUAGAGCCAUACAGGGAGUAGAAAUUAAAGCGCCAAUCAUCAACAGCAGACAAGAGCCUCCACUCAGAGCAGCACCGGCCAGACCUCCACCUGAAGAUUCCUCUGAAUCAGAAAGAGCUCCAUCACCUCCCAGGAGAUCAGACAGUCCAGGCCGCAACAGCGAUAACAGUUUUCCACGUGCUAACGGCACUCUUCGUUCUAACGUCUCCAUUCCCAACCACACCAAACUCAACUCUAAACCUAUAGAGGAGCCUUUGUAUUCCCUCCCACCAGACGCAGUCCCUACACCAAACCUGGGGUACAGCUCGGAUCAGAACCAUGUGAGGUUUGUGAAAGAGGGUAAUGUUGGGUUGAGAUUGGUGGGAGGAAAUGACGUCGGCAUCUUUGUUGGUGGCGUCCAACCCAACAGUCCAGCCCAGAAGGAAGGCAUGAAAGAGGGUGAUCAGAUACUGGAGGUAAAUGGUGUUGAUUUUAACCACUUCACCAGAGAGGAAGCAGCUAUGUAUCUUAUGAACAUCCGUGCUGGGGACCAUAUCAAUAUCCGGACUCAGAAUAAAAUGGACAUCUACAAGAAGAUCUUGAAGUCUAGCCUGGGUGACUCCUUCUACAUCCGUACACAUUUUGAUCAUGUGGCGGAGAAUAGCGUUGACCUGAGUUUCACCAGAGGCGAGGUGUUCAGAGUGGUGGACACCAUGCACCGUGGGAAGCUAGGAACUUGGCUAGCUGUGCGCAUGGGCAAUGACUUGCAUGAGUUGGACAAAGGCACUAUUCCUAACCAGACCAGGGCUGAAACUUUGGCAAGUGUGGAGCAGGCACAGAGAAUUAGUGCGGCCGAACGCCAGGGAUCCGGCCCCAGAGCAGAAUUCUGGAAGCUACGGGGUCUCAGAGGGGCUAAGAAGAACACCAGAAGAACUCGUGAUGACCUGCUACAGUUGACAAUUCAGGGCAAAUUUCCAGCUUAUGAGAAGGUCCUUCUGAGAGAGGCCAAUUUCAAGCGGCCUAUCGUCAUUUUGGGCCCUCUGAAUGACAUUGCCAAUGAGAAGCUGGCCAGAGAAAUACCUGAUGAUUUUGAAGUUGCAGAAAUGGUACCCAGGGGUGGAAAUGAGAGUUCAUCCAGUGUCAUCAAACUGGACACAGUGAGGCAGAUAGCAGAGCAGGAAAAGCACCCCCUGCUGGACAUCACUCCAACUGCAGUGGAGAGGUUGAAUUAUAUUCAAUACCAUCCCAUGGUGCUGUUUUUGGAUCCUCGCAGUCGGAAAGAUGUGAAGGCCAUGAGGCACAAAUACAUGCCGGACUCCAACAAGAGCUCUCGACGCCUCUAUGCUCAGGCCUUAAAGCUCAGGAAACACUACAGCCAUCUAUUUUCUGCACGCAUUGAUCUACAGCCUAGUUCUAACAUGUGGUAUGACGUUCUGAAAGACAAGAUUCGGGUGCAGCAGGCUAAACCAGUCUGGGUUUCAGAAGUCACGUUGGAAGGAGGCGGUGACGAAGAGCUUGACGCACUGAGCCGCUCACACAACUCUGACUACCUCAGCGGUGCCAGCGACUACGAGGACACCGACGGCGAGCCCUUCACUGACGGCGAAGCCUACACAGACAACGAAGAGCUGGAAGAGCCCACCGAAGGCAUCAGCAGACACCGCAGUGCUUUGGCCCGUUCCUCGGAGCCCGCUACUGGGCAGAACCACAGCCCUAAGCCUCACUAUGACCCAGAGCCAUACCUGGAGGAAGAACCAGAGUACACCCUGCCUCCUGAAGUACCUCCUAUCCUUCAUGUUCCUGAGCCCCGGUCUUUACGCCUUGCCUCCAAUAGCCCACAACAACAGGACGACAUACCCUCCCAGCACAGUUUCACCGAUUCAGACUUCAGUACCACUGAGCUGGCCGCGCCACCAGCACCCUCCGACAUACCACCCAAUUUCAGGGCACCAGACCCCACAGAACUCACUGCAGAUACCCCUCCACCACUGUCAGCCAUAGAGGAGAAACUACAACAGGCCCGUAUGGCAGAACCUGAACGGAAGCCUUCUCCUGCAUUCAUAGUAUUGGCCCAUCAUGAAGCCAUGCAAAUGCGGAGGACGCAGAUCAGAGGAAGUGACAGUGACAGUGACAAUAAUGAUCCCGAAAGAGAUGAUGAUGAUUAUGAUGAUGAUGAAGCUGAUGAUAUUGAAUGGGGACCAGCUACGGAGCUCUAAUACAUGACCUCUCAAGUCUCUUUUUGGGGCUGUACAUUUACACAACCUUAAUGAAAGAACUAUAAAAAGGUUUUUUGAAUGUUUCAGUGUUUUUUAUUAAGUAACCUCGUGGACUUUUUGUAGAUGAAGGUAAUCCUGAAUUGAUUUUGAAGAUUUGCGAACUCUGCCAUUGUGUCCUUUUGCAGGUUUUGUUGCUGUAAUUGAUGUGCAGAUAUCUUCCUCAGGAUUGUUUUAAAAAAAAUAUUACCAGUUGUAAUAAAGACAAUUUGGGUAUGUUUUACCCAAGUCAUUAGAUAUUGUUUUAUGUUUUUCUAUUUUUAAAUAAAUUGAACACAACUUUU